UACAAGGAAGCCGUCUUCUGUGUUCUGCAGCGACUGACCGCGCCAAGGUGCGACCCCGACGCGGCUACCCGGGAUCCGGAAAUAAAGGGCCCCUCCUCCUCUUCCUCUUCCUCCUCAUCAUCAUCAUCCUACUCUGCCGACUUCCACGACGACGCAGACGACUUCUGUCAGCGUGUGUAUGCGCCCUCUAGGACGAAUACUCGGCCACGAAUCACUCCCUCUGCCCAUUUUUGAAGGCCUCCUCCAAACUCACGCUCACGUACUUUUGCUCCCCGUUCAUCCAGACUUUUACGUCACGUCACGAUCAAACCAUGGGUGACAAGUCUCAGAUUCCGGCAGAGGCUGCAGGCGGAGGAGUAAAGCCUCUGGUGGGCUUCCUGGGUCCCCAGGCCUCGUACACCCACCAGGCUUCGUUGCAGGCUUUUCCGGAAGAUGAGUGGGAUCUGAGACCCGUCGUCAACAUCACAGACAUCUUCGAGGUCGUACAAGCCGGCGAGGUCGCUUUCGGUGUCGUGCCCGUCGAGAACUCAACCAAUGGGUCCGUACUGUUCACGCUGGAUAACUUUGCCGAUCGUAACGGCUUGUACCCGGACAUUUCGGUCUGCGGCGAGAUCUACCUCGACGUGCACCACUUUCUCGUCGGCCGCCGUCCGGACCCGGCUCACGACGCCGCCGCCGGCCCGGGACUGCGGGGGGGAGACGAAGGAUCCGGCGCCUGCACGCCGACGGCGUCUGACCCGAACCCACUCAAGCCGCGGACGAAGCCGCUGUGCAGCCUCAAGCACAUCCGGCGCCUGUACUCGCACCCGCAAGCGUGGGGCCAGUGCGUAGCCUUUUUGCAGACGUACCUCAAGGGCAUCGAGGCCAUCGACGUCAGCUCGACGAGCCGUGCGGCGGAGCUGGUCAGCCUGGACGAGACGGGCACGAGCGCCGCCAUCUCGAGCGAGAUCGCGGCGAGCAUGCACGGCAUCGACGUGCUCGCGCGGACGAUUGAGGACCGUGAGGACAAUACGACGCGGUUCUUCAUCAUCCGAAAGGGGCUGGACGAGAAGCAAAAGAUGCCGGGCCACUGCGUCAGGCCAAAGACAAAGACGAAGUCCAUGGUGUCGUUUACGGUCCCGCACGAGGCUCCCGGCGCGCUGGCGAACGUGCUGGAGUGUUUCCGGCGGUACGGGACGAAUCUCACGAGCAUCAACAGCCGGCCGAGCCUGACGGCGCCGUUCAACUAUGUCUUCUUCGUCGAGUUUGAGGGACACCGGUUCCGGGAUCCGGAGGGGAGGGUCAAGGGAGCGCUGGACGGGGUGGCUCGGGUGGCGGAGAGAUGGCGGUGGCUUGGGAGCUGGGAGGACCAGCGGUCGUGAGAGGGGAGGGACUGGUUGGCGGUCUCCCCCUCCCCUUCCUCGUGACUUGGCUUGCGGUGUCUCUCUCUUACACACACUCUCUGUCUAAGUCUGGCUUCUAGGCCCCUGGGCUAUUCCCCUCUCCGAUUCAGCUUCGGCAACUCUAUGGAUGUCGGCAUUGGCGACGGCCGUCUCUGGCGACUGCCGAUGAUCUCUGAGCGGACGUUGACAUGGCACGCGGGAUAUGCUUUGAGGCUACAUCUGGUCUACAUGCGAAAUACUGAGAGGUUUUGCGGACUACGGGCCUACAAAGGGCCACGAAGGGGUAACGGGGCGAGUGGGCGGGCACGCCAUGCUCUUGCUGGGAACACACAAGGGGAGUCUAUUGGACGGAACAGGCCUGGACUGGCUGACGACAUCGCAACUAAUGUCGAUUCGAAAUAAGGAGGUGCAUUAUGAGGGCU
Molecule: messenger RNA, 1804 nt
Organism: Colletotrichum acutatum
Lineage: Eukaryota; Fungi; Ascomycota; Sordariomycetes; Glomerellales; Glomerellaceae
Product: prephenate dehydratase
Exons: 3
Coding region: 312-1361 (349 amino acids)
Biological process (GO): L-phenylalanine biosynthetic process
Cellular component (GO): cytoplasm
Molecular function (GO): prephenate dehydratase activity; chorismate mutase activity
Source: RefSeq, a predicted model, not a curated record